Molecule: messenger RNA, 1047 nt
Organism: Coprinopsis cinerea okayama7#130
Lineage: Eukaryota; Fungi; Basidiomycota; Agaricomycetes; Agaricales; Psathyrellaceae
Exons: 5
Coding region: 1-1047 (348 amino acids)
Molecular function (GO): GTP binding
Source: RefSeq, a predicted model, not a curated record
AUGACCACCACGGGGAAGGCGGCAAAGAAAACCAAGCAUACAUCGUCUGGAGACCGUGUAAUGGAGAACACACAACCCGGCGACAUUAUUGUACCAAUUAUGGGGGCAUCAGGGGCAGGGAAGAGUUCGUUCAUUAACCACAUACUGGGGGACACUUCCAACCAGAGAGUUAAAGUCGGGGCGGAUGUAGUCUCGUGCACUCAACUCGUACAACCGGUCUGCAUCGACAUCCGCGACACAUUUCCCUACCUAAUGCGUCCAGGGGACAGUGGUCGGUUGGUGCUGGUGGACACUCCUGGAUUUGACGAUACAUAUAAAGGGGAUAUGGACAUCUUGUCGAGAAUAACCAAGUGGCUCGCGCGAUCAUACAGUAAAUCGAUGACUGUCAGAGGUGUCAUCUUUAUGCACGAUAUCACUGAAGUACGGCUGAGAGGAACCAUGCAGAGGUGCCUCAAGACGUUCGAGAAGCUUUGCGGCCAGGAUGCAUACCAGAAGGUCAUCAUAGUCACCUCGAAGUGGGAUAGCGUGACGCCAUGUGAAAGCGAGGCGCACCUUUCUCCGGCGGCGGUGGGAGAGAAAAGGGUGCAGGACUUGAAGGAGAAGGCAUGGAACGAGCUGACUAGCGGAGGCGCCAUUGUCUAUAACUUCACUCCGGCGGACCGAGAAAAGGCGCUGGAGGUUGUCAAACUCGUCCUCAUGAAUAGAGCCAAGGACUCUGCCCUUGCCGCUCAGAGAGAAGUUGUCGACCGCCAAAGAGAGGUGUAUCAGAUUGGUGCCGCAAAGACACUGGUGAAGCAAAUCCAAGAAGGUUUCGGCGUGAAUGUGGCGAAAAAACCCCCGUUCGGUACCAGGUUCAAACAAAUGCUGGGUAUGAAUGUGGGCGACUUCUUUCCUCAUAAAAACCCGAUAUCGACGAUCAUGAUGAUGCUAGUUCCAGUCCUUGUGCUUGUUGUUGUACCCGUGCCCAUGCUUGUGCUUGUGCUUGUGCUACUCGUGAUAGUCACCAGCAGUGAUGGCGACAGUACUAGUAGUGUGUGUAUUCAGUAG